This is a messenger RNA of Echinostoma caproni, 933 nucleotides long. The record is from the annotation of a GenBank genome assembly. Lineage: Eukaryota; Metazoa; Platyhelminthes; Trematoda; Plagiorchiida; Echinostomatidae.
AUGGAUGCAUCACUUCAGUCGACCACAAAUUCCUUAACUAUGCCCAGUGUGAUCGGAUCACAAUGUGAACAGACGAGUACCGCGGAGGCGAUCGUGUCUGCGGAUAUUCCAUCCGAUGCGGGUCUCGAAUUUACCCGCUGGGCGGGGGAGAUUCGUCGGUCAUUAGCAGAAGUUCGACCAGAUAUUCCAGGGGUGAAUUUAGAACUUAUUGAUCAGUGUGAAUCGACUUCAGUCUCUCCAUCCUCGGCUGGCGCUCCUUCACCUCCACAUCGAGAAGCAAAACACUCACCGUCCCCUCCUGACCACUCUGCAUUUCAUCUGAAUUUCAAGCAACGAGACGAGACACAAGAAUCUUUCCCUUGUGUGCCCACAUUUUCCUUUUCGCCUGUGGUGAAAGAUUUGGAUUUCGGGGUUUCUUUAUCGUUCGGUCCAAUGCUCACGUCUACUCAACAACCGGACGAAUUCGAUUGGGACAAAGAGAACCUGUCUGACGUUUCACUUGACUGGAAUGGUGAACUUGCUGGGACAAGUUUGCCAACUAGUCGACCAGUCAUUUCAUGGCCUGAGCCGGUCCCUCAAUUUGCAUCCCGUUCCGGUAAGCGCUUGUCCGCUCCGGAUCGUGAUGAGCAUGACGAAGAAGGCACCAAACGUCCAGUAACAGCUGAGUUAUGCAGCAAGAAAAAUACAAUUGAUCCGGAUUUCCGAGUUCCGGGUCCUGCAGUGUCGGAUUGGAAAGCACGCGCCUCCUCAAAACUCGUACGAUUCAGUGCUCUCGGUUCGAUGAACUUACCCGAAAUCCGGAAUGCCGAUUGUUCUACCCCAAGUACCUCCGUGACACUUACAGCUCAACCAAUCCCAACAGUUUCCCGGUUUGGGUUGAAGCGCUUGUGCGAUGUACAGUUAACCAAUGAGGACUUUGAGAUUGACUUAUAG